AUGGCACUAUCUAUUGGUGGUGCAAUUUAUAUUGCCAUCAAGCCGCUGGUGAAGAUUUUUCUCAACUGUUUUAUGGGCUUUUGGCUGGCAAAAACUAAGGUUGUACAAAGUCUUUCGGUGGUAAUUGUCAAUUACCUGAUGCCAGCGCUUAUUUUCAACAAAAUUAUAGAGUCCUUGAGCGGAUCAGAUAUCAAGUUGAUUGGUGUUUUUUGUUUAACAAUGGUUCUGUAUCAAGUGCUGGGACUCUUUUUUGGGGUUGCGGCUAAGAUGCUAACACCUAACCCCAAGUACUGGACCGGCGGGUUGAUUGUAGCUGGGACUAUGACCAACAUUGGAGACUUGCCGAUUGCAUAUGUGACGACGUUGGCUGGUGGUUCGCUGUUCAGCAGCACAGAUGGAACUCGAGGAACAGCAUACUCCAUCAUCUUUUUAACAGUAUUUAUUUUUUCGUUUUUUAAUCUUGGCGGGUAUCGGCUGAUUCAACACGACUUUACAUCACGACAGCGGGAUAUUGAGCUCAACAUUUACGACAAGAACCAGAAAAAUGAGCCUGGGAUCAAACACUUGAUUGAGGUUGCAGUGGCGCGAUAUAAGAAAUUUAGAGAAAAGAAAAAUCCCCUUGAGGGGGCCCAAGCAAUACCCAUGCCUGUUGCGCCUAAGGAGCCAGUAAAAAAGGUUGUGAUUGAUACCAACCACAAUACGGAGAUUGAGCGGAGUCAAGACUCGCUAGAACUAAGGCACUUCCGAAGCACAGGAUCUAUGGACGAUCCACGAAUCAGUCGGGUGCCUACAGAAACAUUAUCGAUAGAAGAAGCGCUGAGCGAUGAUCAGCCAGUAAGCCGCUUCCAUACUACAGGGUCCUUAUCGACCACAUUACGGCGAUAUACUACGGCGUCAUCGCAGCGAGGCCCAUUUAUUCCAGGGGCCGGAUCCCUACCUUCGGAGGGACUUUUUGAUGAUGACGAUGAAGAUGAAGAUGAGAAAGCUGAGCCACUUCCAGCUCCAGAGGGAAUGGAGAGUGUUAUUAAUGCAUACAGUCAGACGCAACGGUUGCAAAAAGUUUUAUCCAGACAAGAGACUGGGCAUGUGUCCGAGGCUGGAGAUAAGGCGGCUGCGACUACAGCGAAAAAGAAGAAGAAGGGGAAUGUUGUGAAGAGAACAUUGUAUCGAUGGAGGCUUGGGUUUUUAUGGGGGUUUUUCAAUAAUUUUUUGCGGCCUCCGAGCAUUGCAUUGAUUUUGGCCAUGACUUUUACAAUGAUUCCGUGGGUGCGACGGUUAUUUUAUGCAGACCCGAACAAAGGCAACUAUGGGAUUCCAGAUGCACCAGAUGGCCGGCCAGCGUUAAGUUUUGUAAUGGAUAUUACGUCUUUUGUAGGAGCAUGUGAAGUGCCGCUUGGGCUUGCAACAUUGGGAGCGACGAUUGCACGGUUAAGCUUGAAGAGCAUGCCAAAGGGGUUUUGGCAGACGGUAGUUGCAUUGACGUUGGGUAAGUUAGUGAUUUUGCCAAUUAUUGCAGUUGCUUGGACGGAGAAGAUGAAGUCGCUUGGAUGGAUUGAUGCGGACAAUACAAUUGCUAUAUUUGUAAUGAUUAUUUCAUCUGGGGUUCCGAGCGCAACAUCGCAGGUAUACUUGACUGCAAUCUACACGUCGCCAGAUUCUGACGACCACGAGGAAAUGGACUGUUUGGCUGCGUGUUUGAUUGCUCAGUACGCUUCACUCAUUUUCACAAUGACGAUUCUCCUGACCUACACGUUAAAAAAGGUUUUAGAAUUUUAA
Molecule: messenger RNA, 1776 nt
Organism: Magnusiomyces paraingens
Lineage: Eukaryota; Fungi; Ascomycota; Dipodascomycetes; Dipodascales; Dipodascaceae
Exons: 2
Coding region: 1-1776 (591 amino acids)
Biological process (GO): transmembrane transport
Cellular component (GO): membrane
Source: RefSeq, a predicted model, not a curated record